AUGGCACAUACAAACGAGCCGUCCUUCAAAGAGGAGACGACUCACGUAACGCAGAGGCAAGCCACUGCCACGCAUGUCAAGACAAACGAUAACAGUAUCACCUCGUUCUUCGAUGAAGAACCAACACAUCACACCUCCAAAAAGGGCAAUGUGUCCCUCUCCGAUGACGAGGAGGAUAACGACCGUAUCCAAAUCAAACCCGUCAACGACGAAGAUGACGUCUCCGUCAUCAUCACUUUCAACCAAGGUAUCUCACCUUUCAUCCUCAUCCUCACGUUCGUCGCAUCCAUCUCAGGGUUCAUGUUCGGGUACGAUACAGGUUACAUCUCCAGUGCCCUGAUCUCCAUCAACAAGGACCUGGGAAGAACACUAACGUACGGUGACAAGGAAAUUAUCACUGCCGCUACAUCACUGGGGGCCCUCAUAAGUUCCAUAUUUGCAGGGACUGCCGCUGACAUCUUCGGAAGGAAACCAUGUCUCAUGUUCUCCAAUGUUCUGUUCGUCAUUGGAGCCAUCUUACAAAUUACUGCCCAUAGAUUCUGGCAAAUGAACGCAGGAAGACUAAUCAUGGGGUUCGGGGUCGGGAUCGGUUCUUUAAUCUCCCCCUUAUUCAUCUCGGAAAUCGCUCCAAAGAUGAUUAGAGGUCGUCUUACCGUGAUCAACUCUUUAUGGUUGACUGGGGGACAAUUGAUCGCUUACGGAUGCGGUGCUGGGUUGAACCACGUGCAUAACGGGUGGAGAAUUUUGGUUGGGUUGUCUUUGAUCCCUACCGUCUUGCAAUUUUCAUUCUUCUUGUUUUUACCUGAUACACCAAGAUAUUAUGUCAUGAAGGGAGAUUAUGAAAACGCCAAGGCUGUACUAAGAAGAAGUUACAUUAACGCCCCUGAAGAUAUCAUUGAUAGGAAAGUGGAAGAACUUACGGAAUUGAACCAUUCCAUCCCGGGGAAAAAUAAGGCAGUGCAAGUAUGGAAUACAGUGAAGGAACUACAUACAAACCCAGCCAAUUUCAGAGCUUUGAUCAUUGCCUGUGGGUUGCAAGCCAUUCAACAAUUUACUGGUUGGAAUUCUUUAAUGUAUUUCUCAGGGACUAUCUUCGAAACUGUUGGGUUCUCCAAUUCAUCAGCGGUCUCCAUCAUUGUUUCAGGUACUAAUUUCGUCUUCACUUUGGUGGCCUUCUUCGCCAUCGAUAAGAUUGGAAGAAGAGCUAUCCUGUUGAUUGGUUUACCAGGGAUGACCAUGGCCCUAACAAUCUGUGCCAUUGCAUUCCAUUUCAUCGGUAUCCAGUUUGUCGGUAAUGAUGCUGUGGUCUCCAACUCCGGGUUCACCGCAUGGGGUAUUGUUAUCAUCGUCUUCAUCAUUGUAUUUGCUGCAUUCUACGCCUUGGGGAUCGGUACCGUCCCAUGGCAACAAUCCGAAUUGUUCCCCACAAACGUGAGAGGUGUCGGUACUUCAUAUGCCACUGCGACAAAUUGGGCCGGUUCCCUUGUCAUCGCAUCCACUUUCUUAACAAUGUUGCAAAACAUUACUCCAACGGGGACAUUCGCAUUCUUUGCCGGUCUAUCAUUCGUCUCAUUCAUCUUUUGCUACUUCUGCUAUCCUGAAUUAUCAGGUUUGGAAUUGGAGGAAGUGCAAAGUAUAUUGAAGGAUGGGUUCAAUAUUAAGGCAUCCAAGGAAUUAGCCAAGAAGAGGAAACAACAAGUCGCAAGAAUAAUUGACGACGACCAGUUGAAGUUCGAACCCACUCAGGAAAUCGUGGAAUCAUAA
Molecule: messenger RNA, 1764 nt
Organism: Naumovozyma castellii
Lineage: Eukaryota; Fungi; Ascomycota; Saccharomycetes; Saccharomycetales; Saccharomycetaceae
Gene: ITR1
Product: myo-inositol transporter ITR1
Exons: 1
Coding region: 1-1764 (587 amino acids)
Source: RefSeq, a predicted model, not a curated record